GAUAACUCGUGUUCUCAUCAAAAUCAUAAUUAAAUAGAAAAAAUAAACUUAAAUAAUUAUACAGCUAUAUUUUAUAUUAAUAAAUUUCAUAAUUACAAUUUAAAUUUUUAUAUUAUUUUAUAUUUCACGAGGUUUUUCCUUCAAUCAUCAACCAAAUUUAGUUUAAUAAAUAAACAUAACCUAUAAAAUGUUUAUGAAAAUAAUUUGCAUGAAAAUACAUACUUAUUUGUUUACUAAAUAAAAAAAAAAUUAAGUUUAAUUAUUAAUUAACAAUAUUUAAUUUGAUUGAUAAAAUUGUGAUAAAUAAAGUAAGCAUGAUGGAUGAAAAUUUAAAUCCAAAUGUCUUACAUGAAAAUUUUGUCAAAAAAUACAAUACACAAAUUAAAAACACCACUGUCAAUGGUCAAGAUGUUGGUGAAGGUUGUAAAAAAGCUGCACCUCAACCACUUGUUGCUAAAGGAUUAUUUACUUCAAGUAAGAUUGAUGCUGCAAGUGGCCUUGGCAGAAAACAGCAAGUUCAACCUCCUCCAGAUGAUGAUGAUAUAAUGAUCAUUGAUGAUGCAGUUGUUACAUCAAUAAAUAAUGAUGCUACAAAAGUACCACAUGAUGAUAACAUCUUGUCAGCUACAAAAACAAAUGAAACACAAUUGAUAUCAAAUUCAGACGGCAUGAUUACACAAUUAACAGCAUCUCAAAUAAGAAAUGAAAAAGAGAGAGAAAGAAGACAAGCUAUAAAAGAAGCACGAAAGAUUGCUGAAUGUCAUUAUAAAAAUGAACAAAAAGAAAAAGCAUUUAAACGUUUAAUGCAUUUAGUAAAACGUAGUAAAUUUUAUUCAUCAUUUCUUAAGACUAAAAUAAAUCCAAAAUCUACUGAUGAUGAUGAUGAAGAUGAAGAUGAAACUCAUCCAUCAAAAAAACGUAUUAAAUUGCACAAUAAAGACUCAAGAGAUACCAAGAAAUUUAAGGAUAUUGUUUCACCAGAAGUUACAAAUAAAAUAAUUAAAAAUAUAAAUGAUUCAAUUGCUGAAGAAGAUGUUGAUUCAAUGUCAGACACUGACAUUGAUGAUGAAAUGAAAAUAGCAACAGUAAAUACAUAUGUUAAACCAGAAUUAUUGGAUUGUGAAUUAAGAGAUUAUCAAAAGGUUGGAUUACAAUGGUUAAUUGCUCUAAAUGACAAUGGAAUGAGUGGAAUAUUAGCUGAUGAAAUGGGACUGGGUAAAACAGUACAAUCAAUUGCAUUAAUAUGUUAUUUAAUGAGUCAAAAAGUGGCUGGUCCAUAUUUAAUUGUAGCACCAUUAUCAACAAUACCAAAUUGGAAAAUGGAAUUUAAAAAAUUUGCACCACAUAUACCACUUGUUAUAUUAUAUGGUAAAGAAUCAGAACGUUCAAAACAAUUUCAAAGUAUUAAAAAAACUUAUAAAUUACCAAAUGGUUUUGCAACACAACCAGUUGUAUUAACAACAUAUGAAACACCAGUUUUUGAAAAAGGACGUAUUGUUAGAAUAAAAUGGCGUUAUAUUAUUGUUGAUGAAGGACAACGUAUUAAAAAUUCAAAUUGUUUAUUAUUUAAAUUAUUGAUAAAAUGUACAUCAAUGAAUCGUUUGUUAUUAACUGGUACACCAUUGCAAAAUGAUAUAUCAGAAUUAUGGUCAUUAUUAAAUUUUUUAAUGCCAGAAUUAUUUGAUGAUCUUGAUGUAUUUGAAUCAUGGUUUGAUGUAAAAGAUUUAUUAGAUAAAAAUGGUACAGAUAAAUUUUUAGAGCAAGAAAAAGAUAAACAUAUUGUUGGGCAUUUACGUGAAAUAUUAAAACCAUUUAUGCUGAGAAGAUUAAAGGUUGAUGUUUGUCCAGAUAUACCACCUAAAAAAGAGGUUGUUAUAUAUGCACCAAUGACUGAUCUUCAACGUGAAUUGUAUACAGCAACAUUAAAUCGUGAUUUACAUGUAUUAUUUCAUACAAAAAAAGAAACAUUAAUCAUUGAUGAUGUUAAUGGUGUUAGACCACAACGUAGAUGUGCAACAAGACGUAACUAUGCUCGUAUUCAUGCUGAUCCAUAUGCUGAAUUAUAUGAAGCAGCAGCUCAAAAAUAUCGUGAUGCUGUUGAUGAUAAAAAAAUUCAAGUUGAAAAAACAUGGGCUGCUCAUGUACAAAUAACUGAUGAAAAUUAUGAUUAUUUAUUAAAUAUAAAUGGUCAUCGUGGAACAAUGUAUAAGCAAAUUGUUAAUCAUCCAUAUAUGAUUAGUUGUCCAACAAAUGACGUUGGACAACGUCGAGUUGAUGAAGAAUUAAUAAAAGCAUCUGGUAAAUUUAUAAUUCUUGAUGCAAUGUUGAAAAAACUUUAUGCAGGUGGUCAUAAAGUUUUGAUAUAUUCAACUUGGAUACAAAUAUUGGAUCAUAUUGAAGAUUAUUUGGAUAUGCGACCAUGGAAUUGGACACGUCUUGAUGGAAAAUAUAGCACAGAUGAUCGACAGUAUAAUAUUGAUUUAUUUAAUAAUAAUCCAGAUGUAUUUUUAUUUUUAAUAACAACAAGAGCUGGUGGUGUUGGUCUUAAUUUAAUGGGUGCUGAUACUGUUAUAAUAUUUGACAGUGAUUGGAAUCCACAAGCAGACAUUCAAGCUAUGGCAAGAUGUCAUAGAAUUGGUCAAACACGUCCUGUUAUGAUUUAUAAACUUUGUACAAAAGGAUCAUAUGAUGAAUUAAUUAUCAAUCGUGCUAAUGCUAAAAGAAAACUUGAAAAACUUGUUAUAUCUGAAGAUUUAAAUGGUGUUACUUUUGAUAAAGAUAUGCUUUUAAAAAUGAAACAACUUCUUGAAAAAACUGAGCAUGAAGUGGUCAAUUCAGAAAAAGAUUGUUUUUCUGAUGAAGAACUUGAUAAACUUAUGGAUCGUAGUGAUUUAAUAAAACAAAUGGAUCAAUUCAAGGAAUGGAAUGCAACUAAUAACAAAAUUAAAAUUGAAAAACAACAAAUUAAUAAUAAUAAUCAUGAUGAUGAUUGUGAAAUUAUUGAUCUUACUACUGAAGAUGUCAAGUUUAAAAAUGUAGACCAAAAGAAAAAAGAAUUUUUACCAAUGAAAGAACUACGUGUUCAUCUUACAAGAUUAUAAUUCAAGACUGAAUCAAAUUAAUUUAAUUUUUUUUUAUUCUUUUUUUAUUUAUUCAAUCUUUUUUUCAAUUUUCAAGGCACAUUUUAUAAUUGUUUUUUAAUUAUUUAAAUUCAAAAAAUUAUAAACAAUAUAUUGGUUGAAAUUAAUCUCAAUGAAAUUAAUAGUAAUGAUGAAAAAUAUUGUUAUUGAAUAACAUAUUAUCUUGCUACAAUAAUGAGCACUGUCAAAAAUAUUUCUUACCAUUAGGAUUUUUAUUUUUUUAAUGUAAUUACUAUGAUGUAUAAAAUAUUAUUUGAUAUAAUUUAAAGCAUCUAUCUUAAUAAAUAGUUGUUUUCAUUAUUAAUAAA
This is a messenger RNA of Aphidius gifuensis, 3448 nucleotides long. Its product is annotated as lymphocyte-specific helicase-like. Gene Ontology annotation, molecular function: chromatin binding; ATP binding; ATP-dependent chromatin remodeler activity. Gene Ontology annotation, biological process: negative regulation of gene expression via chromosomal CpG island methylation; DNA methylation-dependent constitutive heterochromatin formation; lymphocyte proliferation. Bases 315 to 3101 code for a protein of 928 amino acids. Gene Ontology annotation, cellular component: pericentric heterochromatin; nucleus. NCBI's taxonomy places the organism in Eukaryota, Metazoa, Arthropoda, Insecta, Hymenoptera, Braconidae. The transcript is spliced from 3 exons. The record is from RefSeq and is a predicted model, not a curated record.